Asparagus officinalis (garden asparagus) is the source of this 1081-nucleotide messenger RNA. RefSeq lists its product as uncharacterized. Bases 171 to 791 code for a protein of 206 amino acids. The transcript has 4 exons. The record is from RefSeq and is a predicted model, not a curated record. Lineage: Eukaryota; Viridiplantae; Streptophyta; Magnoliopsida; Asparagales; Asparagaceae.
UUUGCCUACUUGCUUCUCUCUCUCGUUUGGAUUAUUAUUGGGUUUGGAUCUGUAAAGAUCCAUAUGCAUAUCCAAUUAGAAACGAGUUUCUCUUUCGAAGCGAUUUAUUUACGACCAAAGAAAGAAGAAGGGGGAAAAGGAGAGAGGAAUAAUAAAAUAAAAAAACAGGAAUGGAAGUUUGUGAGGGAGAUGAUGAUUUGAUGAAGAAAGUAGAAGCGAUAAGCGUCGAUGAUAGAUCUAAAUCCACAAAAGUCAUCGAUCUCCUUCGAAGAUUUCUUGGUAUUCAGCAGAGGAGAGCUGAAGCUUACGCCAAGCUCAGGAGCCAAUAUAUGGCUGGUGGAGGGGAGAUUGCUUAUCAACACCUUUGUGGCGAGAUUACAGGAGAGUUCAAUGAAUGUUCAAAACAGGUCAUUGAGAUGGAAUCCUUUCUACUAAGGCCAGAUUUAUGUCGUGGUGAUCUUGCUGAGCUUUUAAAGGCUGUCCAGGCACAGGAGAAACAGAAGCUACAAUUGACGGUAAGAAUUCAGAUACUAAAAAAAGCGGGACGUCCCUCAGAGCGACCUGUGAGCCACGACAGCUGUCACUUCAGCAAGCCAGAAGAGCACGUGCAUGAGUGCAUGCACGUGCACGAGCUAACUGAAGUAGCUGGAACAGAGGACGCUGAGGCUGAUGCUGAGUAUGACAGUGCGCUUAAAGAAGCUAUAUGUGGUGUUCAGGAUGCGGUCACGACCAUUAAUGAGCACCUGGAGGAAGUUCGGUAUGAAAUUGAGGCCCUGGAAUCUGAAGAAUAGCCGCUUGAAUAGUUGAAUUUAGCACAAAAGAAGGAUUUGGGAUUGCUCUGAAGUUAUAUUUUAGCAUUUAUGAUUUCCAACUUUGUAUAUUGUUCUAAUUAAUAGUUUUGGUUUUGGAGUGGGAUUUUUUGUUACGGUAGUUUCUAAUUGAUGGAUUUUUUUAAUCUAAAAUGGAAAACUAUGGAGGAGGUAUAAUUGAGAAAUAGUGCCUUCAAUCUUGUGAUGCCACUGAAGAACAAUGUGGAGAUGCUUGUCAUUGUCGGGAAAAUUUCAGUGAAGGUUUUUGCUGU